CAAAGCGCCAAAGACGAAGCAGAAAAACGGAAGUUGGAGGAAGUAUGAAUGUCAAACGGAGCAUGGUGGGCUUCGUAAAGAUGUCAGGGUACAGCUUGUUUAGGAUAGUGACAAACACAAACAACGCUACGACGCUGCUGUGCAGGACGAGCAUACUGAGCAGAACACAGACCUGCGGAUAUGCCAAGAAAGUUGUGGCCAAAGGGAAAGGCAAAGGCAUGGUGAAAGAAGAGUUUAAAGCUCCAGAGGUGUGUAAAGACCCCAUCAGACUUACUUCUUAUGCAGUAGGGGUCAACAUCUUCAAACAAGGAGAAGACCCCCAGCUAAAGCCACCUGAGGAAUAUCCAGAGUGGUUGUUCAAGUUGAAUCUGGGAGAGGUUAAAAAGUUGCAUGAACUGGACACGGACACCUGGGAAUACUGGAAGCGUCUGAGGAAGGAAAACAUGUGGCGUUUCAACAGACUACAUAAAGGGAAGAAGUUUUAAGCCUUCACUGGGCUGGCAGAGGACUUCUUCCUGUAUAUCAGGUUGCUUCCAGCCUGUGUGGACUGAAAUGGCUGACAUGGUGUUUUCACCUUCCUGAAUGAAAAAUCAUAACUCAACUCCUUGUCAGUUCCGUCAGUUAUCUAAAAAUCAUGCAGCAUAUUCAGUGACCCUCUG
This is a messenger RNA of Larimichthys crocea (large yellow croaker), 659 nucleotides long. RefSeq names its product 39S ribosomal protein L54, mitochondrial-like. The transcript has 3 exons. Bases 45 to 485 code for a protein of 146 amino acids. Lineage: Eukaryota; Metazoa; Chordata; Actinopteri; Sciaenidae. The record is from RefSeq and is a predicted model, not a curated record. Gene Ontology annotation, cellular component: mitochondrial large ribosomal subunit. Gene Ontology annotation, molecular function: structural constituent of ribosome.